This is a messenger RNA of Exophiala viscosa, 1299 nucleotides long. RefSeq lists its product as uncharacterized. The transcript has 3 exons. Gene Ontology annotation, cellular component: cytoplasm. Lineage: Eukaryota; Fungi; Ascomycota; Eurotiomycetes; Chaetothyriales; Herpotrichiellaceae. The record is from RefSeq and is a predicted model, not a curated record. The coding region runs from base 1 to 1299 and encodes 432 amino acids. Gene Ontology annotation, biological process: ubiquitin-dependent protein catabolic process. Gene Ontology annotation, molecular function: ubiquitin binding; ubiquitin conjugating enzyme binding.
AUGGCUAACAAUGGCGCUUCGUCGCCAGUCUCACCUCUGAAACCCUCAGAUGGACCACCAGAAUCUCCUACAACAGCCCGUCCAUUGGACUUCGACAGUGACCAGGAGACAGGUGUCGUAUCGACUCCCACGAAAUCAUCCAGGACAGAAGCUCUACCCAAUCCCCCACCCAAAGACGAACCUGCCCCGCCAGCGAAACCUGCGCGACCAUUGAGUCCUCGUGAACAAGCAGAGACUACCUUGAAAGAAGCUUUUCCUACCAUCGAUGCAGCUGUCGUGCGGGCAGUGCUGACGGCGAGUGGAGGAAAUGUCGAACCUGCUUUCAAUGCUUUACUAGGCAUGUCGGAUCCUGACUCGCAGCGAGAGCCUGAACCUCCUGCCAAACCUCCUCGACCAGCUGCGCAACCACCAACAUCCACCAAGAUGAGUCAGUUAGAAGCAGAUGAAAUGUAUGCAAGACAACUAGCAGAGCAUUAUAGUGGUGGAGAAAGGCAGGAACCACAACGCCGUGACCCGAGACAAAGAUUCAACGAGAACCUUCCGGGCUCGAGGGCAGGACAAGGACGCCCAGGUGGAAGCCCGAAUCCAGACGAUGUCCCAUGGAGGAGCUUCAUUGAUGACGACCUUCCUGAGAUCCGGGAUAACAUCCGCAAAGGAUUUAUCGAAACCCAGAGCACGGUCAACAAGUGGAUCUCUACGUUCAAAAAAAAGCUUGACGGUGAAGAUGAUGGUACUUUCGGGGGACAACUCCCUGAUGAGGAGCAGGCGCCUCCACUUCCUGUCCGGCGGAGCGCAGAUACGCGAAGAAGCGCCGACAUACAACGAUACGAUGCAGACAUGCAGCCUAUUGGAGAUGACUUUUCGAAAUUAGAUCUUCGAGAUGGGGAGGCACCACCUCGAACUUCAAGCAGACCACUAGCCAAUCCGAAUCUAUUCAGACCAAGUACGGAUCGUGUUCCUUCGCCAGCAAUUGGGCGCAAGGUAUCCUUCCAAGAUGGUCCGCCUGAAGAAAUCCGAGACAUGUAUUCUGCCUCGCCAAAGCCAAGUGUGACCACCGCGACCGCACCGGGAUCAGGAGGAAAGACUAGCAAAUGGCAACCCCUGGCAUCGGUCGACCCUAGUCCGGUCACCGACAAUGAUCCAUUCAGUCUUGGUGACAGUGACGAAGAGAAAGAUGCAAAGCCUAUUACGAUGAAGGACGAUGAUGAGCUAGCGAAAGACCCCAAAGCCGAGGACGACCAGGUUAAGAAUGCCACUGACGAAGCUAUGAAGGAAGCUAUUGGAACAGGCAGCAAGUAG